AUGCAAAGUGAUUCGUCGUCGCUUGACACGCUCAAAAAUAGUUUGUUGAGCGCCGUCGAUGCUGAUUAUAAUGUAACUAAUCCAGAAACAGUAUUAGAAAUUAUUUCCCAAUUAGAAAAAAUUGAAAUAACAAGAGAUCAAUUACAAUCCACUCGUCUUGGUCGGGAAAUUAAUACAAUACGACAGAAAAUUGAUGCACGAAAAAAAAGUGCUCAACAAGCAGGAGAAAAUCCUCAAGCUAUUGUUGAAAUAGCUCAACGUGCAAAACGACUUUUACGAUCAUGGCAAGGUUUACUUAAUACAUCACAAACUGAUAUUAAUAUUUCUCUAUCAUCUAUUCCACCCCCACCUAUAUCUGUACCUUCUGUAAAUGGCGAAAAUCAUGAAACAACAUCACCAACAUCAGAAAAACCUCGAUUAAUACUUAAAGUUAAAAUAAAUCCAUCAAUAGCAACAAAUAGUAAUAAUGAUAAUAAUACAAAAGCAAAGAGAAAACAUGAUUCAGAAGUCAAUGGUGUAUCUGUUAAACGAAGAAAAGCUCAAGUUGAAACACCUUUAACAACAAUAACACCACCACCACCACCAUCAACACCUAUAUCACCAGUACCAUUAAUUGAACCAAGUAAUAGUUUACCAAGACUUAAAACAACUCAACAACUUUUGAUGGAAAUGCAGUUGAAUCAACCUGAUGUACUUUCAACACAAACACCAACUGUUAAUGCGAUUUUACAACAUCAAAUUGUAGAUGAAAGUUUACGUGAUACAGGAAAAGUUGAUUAUUCAGCUUUGCAUCAUGGAAGGGAUGCAAAUAAUUCAAAUGUCAACAGUAAUUAUCAAAAACAAUUAUCUACAACCCUUCCAAAUGUAAUAUCUCCCACUAAUUCAACAUUAUCAACCGGUUCAACAUCAAAACGUCCAGGACUUGUACAACGUCCAUCGUCUACAUUAUUACCAUCAAAUACAAAUUGGGAAAAUGGUAGUAGUGCUGGUGGUUCUCCUGUUUCUCCAUCUUCAUCAUCAUCUUCAUCCAUAGCUAGUACAACAUCUUGGCCUCUUUCUACAAACAUUCCAGAACCACCAUCGUCUAUACCUGUCAUUCCAAAAAAGAAACGUCGAAGAAAACAUAGUGAACAACAACAACAUCAACACCAACAAAUUAAGUCAACCACGGUAGAACAGUCAACACCAUUAUCACCUGAUUUAGCAACAUUAUGUUCAUCAUAUAAUUCAGUUGCUGAUCUUGUUGAAGCUCAUCGUCAACGUAUAUUAGGUGAACAUGAUGCACGAGAAUUAGAAGCAAGACCUGAUCUACUUUUGGUACCAAUUGAUCAACUUGCUUUUGUUUAUGAACGAGAAAGGACUAAAGAAUUAAAGUUAACAUCCGAAUCUACGCAAACAUCAAUGACAUCGGUUGAUACACUUGAUCAACCAUCUGGUCUUAUUGCUUUACCAUUUAUUGAUUGUCCACUUGAAUUUGAUCUCGUACUUGAAGAACUAGUCGUACAACAACCGACGAUGGACAUGUAG
Molecule: messenger RNA, 1527 nt
Organism: Adineta steineri
Lineage: Eukaryota; Metazoa; Rotifera; Eurotatoria; Adinetida; Adinetidae
Source: the annotation of a GenBank genome assembly